CGGAUAGGAAGAUGUACGCUGUUACAUAACGGACAAGGUGGAAACGUUUGGUAGCAACAAGGCAAUGGGAGUAUGGGUGCACAAAUCUGGUCAAGUUAGAGCCAAUUAAACAAAGAAUCCUGGAAUUCGUGGGAUGCAAUCUGCUGGGCAGGUUGGGCCAUAGCAAGUACUGUAAUGAGAUGCCACAGGAAGAAAUUAGCUGACGUCCAGGAGAAAGAAAUCUGAAAAAGGCUCGUGCCAGACUGAGGCUCGUCACGGCAGUGAUGCGGAUGAUUCAUCUUCUGGCAAUUGCCUCUUUGACCUUGCCUCUUGUCGAAGAGAAUCUCCAGAAAAUGAUAUCUCUGAAAUCCGAGUAACUUCACCGGAUCCAAAUUUCAGGCUGCGCUCGGGGCACAUUCUUCCUGACGUUAGUCUCUGUAACACGCUCCUCCUCUACAAAGGCACUGAUGACGACGUCGUCAAUGGACUUCUCAUCUACAAUUCCAUCUGCUCAUCUGGUGAGCCAACAUGUUUUCAUGCUGGCCGGACCUCAUAUCUCAAACAUCAGCAAGCCCGUGAUGGAAAUUCAUACACGUGGUUGUAUACAUCGCCACCUCUCGAGGUGCUGGUUGGAAGCUCGUCGGCUGAGGACCACUGUCAAACUUCGAUACGGGCAGCGGAGUGAUCUUCCCGUAGACUGAGGUCGAAGAGGCCCCGACCAUCGCAAGCUACGGAGUAGCCCUCGAGCAGACCUCUGACUCGGCGAUUAGACCGGCGACGCUGAUCCUGACGUGCGACACGGGAUUAGACCGUGCGACGAUCGUAGUCGGAGUACCCGAUCGGUCACCGCCGCCGCCGAGUGAAGAACAUGGGUGAAGAGAAUGGGCUUGAACCGCUCAUUCAGAAGCACGUCGGCAUCGAUGAUACAAUAAAUGUCCACGCUUCCAAGUUUCGUUUCUCCCGGUGCUCUCGCUCCAGCGACGGAUCUGUAUGCAUAGUUGUGGAACUUGUCACGGCCUUUUGGACCCAUUCUCUCAGAAUCGUGAGAGCCCGUGAACUCUGCAGCGCCUGUGAGUCACAGGCGCUUCUCAUUUCUUGUCACAGGCUGUGACAAGCAAUGAGAAGCCUCCUGCUUUAUACCGAAGCUGGCAAAUCUUUCGCCCCAGCGUCCCAUCUCCACACCCUCGUGCUCGAGUUUCCAUGAAGGUGCUAAAACGUCGUCGCCUUUCCAAGCGCGGGGACACUCUUCGUCCCAGUCCCUCCGUGGUUGGAAAUGGAGUUAGUUCUCUUCACCGGUGCUGCUGUCGAAGGGAGAAACGAUCGCGGCUUCACCAAGAUGAAAGUACGUGGCAUUCGGAGACUGCACAUGUACUUCCUAUUUUGUGAAUACUUCGACGAUCACGCCUAUGAAGCUGAGCCAGGCCACCAUUCCCGUCUUCGUAACAACAACGAUCAUAGUCAGAUGACUUUUCAGCCCUUUCUUCUUGGAGCGCGGAGCCCAUUGCAAUAUAAGAUGGUCUUCCAGUCUGCCAGCAAUCAGACCAGCAGGGAGGACUGUCUUCGAAGGUCCUGCAAUCUUUCAAGUCCUCAGACGAUUGUGGAAAUCGAUCGGAACACUCGAUCUAGUUCGAGUACGAGGCAUCAAAAUUGCUAUUCAUCGAACGCUCGUUCUCGAAACGGCGUGCCAGAAUAUCAGAUCGCCACGUAAUGCUUCAGGACGAUGAGCGAUCACAAUUCCAUAGAAAGUCAGCAGCUGCCGAACAAUGCUAUCACCUCUUGGACGAUAGAUCUGAGGUUUCGACUUCCUACCUCCUCUAACAUGAGUUCAAAAGUCGAUCAGACUUUUGAGUUUCAGAUCAUUUCUUGCAGACUUCUGCUCUCCAAGAGGCUUUCGAGAGCGCAGACAAUCUCUGGCGAGAUAAUCUCGUGAGAACAUGUCAGUGAGCGGCAUCUUAUAUGGCUUUCGGAUGACAAAAUUUCAGAGCAGAACGAAAGCAAGAUCUUCGUACGUGUGUUUCUGUUCGAUCGUGACAUCUUUGUACCUUCAAGCAGGACAAAGCCAUCGGCUGCAGACCCAGACGGGGAACGAAGUUCCGAUCUCUGAUCUUCGAUCAUCGAGAUCCGAAGCGUGUUGAGAGGCUUGAAUUACGAGCGACAGAUUAGAGUGGGAGUGAGCAAACAGAGCGGUAUUGGGAACGAUCUCGAGGUCCGUCAUGGGCAGCGCUCGCCGCCUCGUGAUCAACUGGGCCCGGCGUCAUGCAAGAUUGGUUCACAACACAUGCAGGGUUGUGGUCUCGAUCCUGCUCUUGCUGGUUGCGUAUAUGUCCUUCUCUCGCGUGAUGGUGCAAGACUUGACCAAAGAUCUUCUCCACGCAUCGAGAUCGGCACUAGGACGGCAGAUGGGGCAUGGACCCCUGGACAGUAGGAAACCAUGGCACGAUCCGGCUUGGGUCACGAGAGUGAGACAAUCCGGCAACCCUCCGAGGGCCGGGGGCUUUUCUGUGCUAGUCACUGGUGCAGCAGGCUUCGUCGGCUCGUUCACCUCGCUCGCCAUUGCGAAGAAAGGCUGGGGAGUGGUGGGACUCGAUAACUUCAACCACUACUACGAUCCAGCUCUGAAGCUCACCAGGGAGAAACUCAUGCACAAAAAUGGCAGAAUUUUCGUCGUGCAUGGAGACAUCAACGACGCGGACCUGAUCCGCGCGUUGUUCCACAUCGUUCCUUUCACGCAUGUGCUGCAUCUGGCGGCUCAGGCAGGAGUGCGGUACGCCAAGGAAGAUCCCAUGUCAUACGUGCAGAGCAACGUCGCGGGCCUCGUGAGCGUGCUGGAGGUGUGUGCACGAGCACGCCCGCAGCCAGCUUUCGUCUGGGCAUCGUCCAGCUCCGUCUACGGACUCAAUUCCCACUAUCCCUUCUCGGAGAUCGACCGGACCGAUCAGCCCGCGAGUCUGUACGCAGCGACGAAGAAAGCCGGCGAAGAGAUCGUCCAUGUCUACAACUAUCUGUAUGGCUUGUCGGUCACCACUCUGCGCUUCUUCACAGUCUACGGACCGCUCGGCAGGCCCGACAUGGCGAUCUACAACUUCACCGAGAGCAUUCUCAGCCAGACCCCGAUCCAAGUCUACCGAGGGCCCAACAACACCGCCGUGGCCCGCGACUUCACUUAUAUUGGCGACAUCGUCAAUGGAAUCAUGGCUGCGGUGGAGACCGCAGCCAAGAGCACAGGGUACAAAGACCAUGGCAAGACCAAACGGAAGGCUCGGCCGGCUCAGUUCCGAAUAUUCAAUCUCGGGGGCAACCGACCUGUGACUGUGGACGAGAUGGUCACUAUGCUGGAGAAGACCCUGAACAGGACAGCCAUCAGACUUUAUGAAAGCAUGGACGGCACCGGGGACGUGCCCUACACCGCAGCAAAUUUGACCUUGGCCGAGAAACAUCUCGGAUACUCCCCGCGAACCAGUCUCAAAAAAGGCCUCAAGAAGUUUGUUUUGUGGUACCUUAAGUACACUUCUCGAAAUCGAACCCCCAAGAAUUCAUCUCCAGCCGGAGAACCGAGUGAUCCAAGCCCGGCAGCAGGGCCUCAGCUAGGCUUGAUCUAGAGCUCAUCAGUACUCACUUUGGCUUCUACGCUACACGCAGUGCUUUCUUACGUGAGCUACUUGUGAGCAACUCUUGUCCCCACAACCCCUGCUGCACACAAAGUCCGUGGCGGCCUCGGUUCAGGUGCUUCAGUGAUCAUCGCAUUCAGAAUUGAGAACUCGUUAGCAGCCCGUAGGAUUUCCUGCUUGGUGGGAAAACAUUCGGGCUUUCUGAUCUCACCGACCACGGUGUACCCCAUGUUCGUGCUUUAGACUUGUGAGUUACAAUGGGGAAGUCGCGCGAGAUCGACUCUGUGGCGCAAUGCAAACUUGCAGUACAUGCGUUGGUUUAUUUUCUCGACCAGAGGAGGUCGGCCAGCUGCAGGCAACUUGCAGUGUAGGUAUGUAGCUAACCGGUAAUCAUGGUCUGUAUAAUUGUGAAUCAGUGGAGGAAAACACGGUUAUUAGCAAUUUUCUCACACCUGAAGCUAGCUCUUAGGCGAAGCUGGCGAGACAAUUGACAAGUCGGGCGACAUUCACAGCGAACAUUGAAAAGUCGUCGGCCUGCACGGUAGGUAGUUUGAAUUCCAAGUUUGGAGGAAGACCUUGGAAGGUUGAGUAAAGCCAUGGGUAGAACUCAUUAUUAGAGUGAUCCCCAUGGCAUUUGAGGGCAUUAUUCAUGUCAAAUGAAAUAAUAUCGUCUUCCUCGCUGCAAUAAAUUAUAUUUAGCACUUCACAAGCAUACUAGUCCUUUAUGUGUAGUAUUCUUGAUUCCCUAGAGACAACUGGAAGUAAUCUUCAGCCUCGUCGACCACGUGAUGCGCAGUCCACCAUCUGAUGUCAGGGAAGUCUC
Messenger RNA from Marchantia polymorpha subsp. ruderalis, 4410 nucleotides. Lineage: Eukaryota; Viridiplantae; Streptophyta; Marchantiopsida; Marchantiales; Marchantiaceae. The record is from the annotation of a GenBank genome assembly.